Molecule: messenger RNA, 7569 nt
Organism: Gasterosteus aculeatus aculeatus (three-spined stickleback)
Lineage: Eukaryota; Metazoa; Chordata; Actinopteri; Perciformes; Gasterosteidae
Source: RefSeq, a predicted model, not a curated record
CGCGUUCACCGAGCCGCGGGAAGGAGGACCAGCGCCUCUCCCUCCACCGCGCUUCACUUGGUAUAACCUUCUCAUCACCAGCAUCAGCAUGUCGCCGCCUUGGGAAGACUAUAAUUCAUAAUACGACGGUUAUUUGGUGGAAUUUCCCUCUGGAUUGUUGGAAUUCUCUGCAUAUACACACGUUCAUCGCUUCAUCCGCCCGGAAUUGUCUCGCUGCACGAGAAGUUCUGUCAAAGGUGCGUUCGAAGCUGGAGGACACGGCAUGGGGCACAGGACUGGACCCACCAUGACGGUCGUGUGCUUCAAUCCGGGAAGUCGCCUGAAAGAAAACUCACAAGACACCGCUCUGAAUCACUGACUGAACACACGGUUGUGACCUUCCCCUCAGCGCUGUCACCUGUACACUCUGUGGGAAAGUCACUUUACCUCUGCAAAGACUUGGCCGAGAAUAUUACGUUCUGUCCGUUAUCAACAAUAGCAAAAAACGGAUAUUGCAUUCUGCAUUUCACUGUAAAAUGAUCUAUGUGGGACAUAAUAUCCAGCAGAUAAAUCCUGAAUAGCACCCAGAACCAGAUGUAAUCAUCACUCUUGAGGAUCUUUCCCGAGCUCUGUCCCUCUUGUGGUGCAUCCUGUCACUCUCUACAAUGAAUCCCAUCAGCCUAGCUGGGUUUUUCUUCUCGCUGCUGGGUACCAUGCUGGGCCUGAGCGUAGGUUUGGAGUUCACUGGCGCUGGAGGUCAGUGGGCUCGCUACCUGCGCUGGGACGCCAGCUCCAGAAGUGACCUGACAUUUCAGUUCAAGACCUCACAAUCAGAGGGCCUGCUGCUCUACUUCGACGACGGCGGCUACUGUGACUUUUUGCUGCUCGCUGUGUCAGACGGUAAGCUGCAGCUUCGCGUCAGCAUCGACUGUGCUGAGACCACCAUCACCUCUGACAAGGUGGUCAACGACGGCCGCCGGCACUUUGCUGCCAUCAACAGGCACAAUUUGCGGACUGGCUUGGCCGUGGACGGCCAGACCAAGACGGAGGAGGUGCGGCCCCAACGGCGGUUUAUGAAGAUCGUUAGUGACCUCUUUCUGGGAGGGCUUCCGGUGGACAUCCGCACAUCUGCCAUCACCCUGCCCUCUGUCCGUGAGCUACCGCCAUUCAAGGGAAUUAUCACCGACCUCAGUUAUGGGAGUAAGCUGCCCACGCUCAUCAAUAGUCAGAAAGUACGCUUGGAGAUGAUGGGUCUUUGCACGGAGAACCCCUGUGAGAAUGGCGGGAUCUGCUCUUUGGCAGAUGGAGAACCCUACUGUGACUGCUCCAGAUCUGGAUAUGUGGGUCAAUACUGCACUGAAGCAGUCCAGAGAAAACCAGGCCUCGCACACCUGAAGGCAGAGCAAGGUAGAAACAAAGCGAGGGAGGAGAACGUGGCCACCUUCCGGGGCUCGGAGUACUUCUGCUACGACCUGUCGCAGAACCCCAUUCAGAGCAGCAGCGACGAGAUCACGCUGUCCUUCAAGACCUGGCAGCGUAACGGCCUCCUGCUGCACACGGGCAAAUCCGCAGACUACGUCAACCUGGCGCUGAAAGACGGGGCCGUCUCCCUCGUCAUCAAUCUGGGCUCCGGGGCCUUUGAGGCCAUCGUGGAGCCGGUCAAUGGAAAGUUCAACGACAACGCCUGGCACGACAUCAAAGUGACUCGCAACCUGAGACAGCAAUCAGGCAUUGGACACGCUAUGGUAAACAAACUACAUUGUCUGGUGACUAUCUCCGUUGAUGGGAUCCUCACCACCACCGGCUACACCCAGGAAGACUACACCAUGCUGGGCUCAGAUGAUUUCUUCUACGUGGGUGGGAGCCCCAGCACCGCUGACCUGCCUGGAUCUCCAGUUAGCAACAAUUUCAUGGGCUGCCUGCGAGAGGUGGUGUACAAGAACAAUGACAUCAGGCUAGAGCUGUCUCGCCUCGCCCGCAUCGUAGACCCCAAGAUGAAACUCCAAGGCGACGUGGUCUUCAAGUGUGAAAACGUUCCAACCCUCGACCCGAUCAACUUCGAGACGCCAGACUCCUACCUGGCCUUGCCGAAAUGGAACACCAAACGCGUGGGUUCCAUUUCGUUUGAUUUCCGCACGUCCGAACCCAAUGGCUUGAUACUCUUCACCCACGGCAAGCCCCAGGACCGGAGGGACCCAAAGGGCCAGAAGAACAACAAGGUGGACUUCUUCGCGGUGGAGCUGCUGGAUGGAGGGCUGUACCUGCUGCUGGACAUGGGGUCCGGCACCAUCAAGGUCAAGGCCACACAGGCUAAGGUCAAUGACGGCGUCUGGCACCACGUGGACAUCCAGAGGGAUGGUCGCUCAGGCAUCAUCUCAGUAAACAGCCGCCGAUCUCCUUUCACAGCCAGCGGGGAAAAUGAGAUCUUAGACCUGGAGGGGAACCUUUAUCUGGGUGGUCUGCCUGACAGCCGGGCAGGCCUGGUGCUGCCCACUGAGCUCUGGACCGCUAUGCUGAACUACGGCUACGUUGGCUGCGUCCGGGAUCUGUUCAUCGACGGACGCAGCAAGGACAUCCGGCAGAUAGCUCAGUCCCAGAACGCGACCGGCAUCAAGUCCUCUUGCAGUAAGGUGACGGGAAAACAGUGCGACAGCAACCCCUGCAAGAACAACGGUGCAUGCAAGGAGGGCUGGAACCGCUUCGUCUGUGACUGCACUGGAACGGGCUUCUGGGACAGCACCUGUGAGAGGGAGGCGUCCAUCCUGUCGUACGACGGGAGCAUGUACAUGAAAGUGGUGAUUCCCAACGUCAUGCACACGGAGGCCGAGGACGUCUCCCUGCGCUUCAUGUCCCAGCGGGCGUUCGGGCUGCUCAUGGCCGCCACGUCCCGCGAGUCAGCCGACACGCUGAGGCUGGAGCUGGACAGCGGCAGGGUCAAACUGACGGUCAACCUAGACUGUGUCAGGAUAAACUGUAACACCAGCAAGGGCCCUGAAGUUCUUUAUGCCGGACAAAAGCUCAACGACAACGAGUGGCACUCGGUGCGAGUGGUCCGCCGCGGUAAGAUCUUCAAAAUCACCGUGGACGACGACAUGGCUGAAGGUCAGAUGGCGGGUGACCACACCCGUCUGGAGUUCAACAACGUGGAGACGGGCAUCUUGACCGAGAGGCGCUUUGUCUCGUCCGCUCCCUCCUCCUUUAUAGGGCAUCUUCAGAGCCUCAAAUUCAACGGGAUGCAGUACAUCGACAUGUGCAAGAACGGGGACAUUGACUUCUGCGAAUUGAACGCCCGCUUUGGCAUGCGCUUCAUCAUAGCCGACCCCGUGACCUUCAAGACAAAGGGCAGCUACCUGGGCCUGGCCACUCUGCAGGCCUAUACAACGAUGCACCUCUUCUUUCAGUUCAAAACCACCUCGCCCGACGGUUUCAUCAUCUUCAACAGCGGAGACGGGAAUGACUUCAUCGCUGUAGAGCUGGUCAAAGGGUUUAUCCACUAUGUGUUUGACCUGGGGAACGGGCCCAGUCUGUUGAAGGGGAACAGUGACAACCCGCUGAACGAUAACCAGUGGCACAACGUGGUCAUCACGAGGGACGCCUCCAACACGCACACGCUCAAGGUGGACGCAAAGUCCGUCACCCAGAAUGUCAACGGAGCCAAGAACCUGGACCUCAAAGGCGACCUGUUCGUCGGAGGUCUGGGACCCAACAUGUACCAGAACCUCCCUAAGCUGGUGGUUUCUCGGGAGGGCUUCCAAGGCUGCUUGGCCUCGGUUGAUCUCAACGGCCGCCUGCCGGAUCUCAUCAACGACGCCCUUUUCCGCAGCGGGCAGAUUGAGCGAGGCUGUGAAGUUGGUUUCACCAAAGCCGACCUGCAAGGCCCGAGCACGACCUGCCAGGAGGACUCGUGCGCCAACAUGGGCGUGUGCAUCCAGCAGUGGGAGAACUUCACUUGCGACUGCUCUAUGACGUCUUACUCCGGAACGCACUGCAGUGACCCCGGCACCACCUAUAUCUUUGGCAAAGGAGGGGGUCUGAUCACCUACACGUGGCCCAAUAAUGAGAGGCCAAGCACACGGACGGACCGGCUGGCAGUGGGCUUCAGCACCACCAUCAAAGACGGCAUCCUCGUGCGCAUCGACAGCGCCCCUCGUCUGGGUGACUACAUCAUGCUCCACAUCGAACAAGGCAAAGCGAGUGUGACAUUCAACAUUGGGACAGUGGACAUCAGCGUGAAGGAAACGGCCACGGCGAUAAACGACGGCAAAUACCAUCUGGUCCGAUUCACCAGGAACGGGGGUAACGCCACCUUGCAGGUGGACAACUGGCCAGUGAAUGAACACUUCCCCACAGGCAACAGCGACAUUGAGCGCUAUCAAAUGGCCAAUAAGAAAAUCCCGUUCAAAUAUACCCGGCCAGUAGAAGAUUGGCUUCAGGAGAAAGGCCGGCAGCUCACCAUCUUCAACACCCAGGCCACUAUCUCCAUCGGCGGAAACGACCGCAAGCGGCCGUACCAGGGCCAGCUCUCCGGCCUCUACUACAACGGCCUCAAGGUCCUCAACAUGGCCGCCGAGGGCCACGUCAACAUCAGGGUGAACGGCAGCGUGCGGCUGGUGGGCGACGUGCCCGUCAGCAGGGGAGCGGCGCGCACCACCACGUCGGCGCCUCCGGAGAUGUCCACCACCUUCAUCGAGACCACCACCACGCUCUCCACGACGACCACCCGCAAACAGCGCUCGCCGCCCACUAUCCAGACGACCGAUGACAUCGUUUCGUCCGCCGAGUGCUCCAGCGACGACGAGGACCUGGAGGAGUGCGACUCGGGACAUGCAGGAGGGGAGCUAGUGAUCCCCGUGCUAGUGGAGGACCCCAUAGACAUCCCCUCUGUAUCCACCCGUUCUCCCUUCAUCCCCCUCCCCCCCACCCUCCGCCCCGUCCUCACCAUUAUCGAGACCACCAAAGAAUCCUUGGCCAUGGCCACUGAGGCGGGGGUACCUUGCUUUUCGGACCGAGGCGGCGAUGAUUGUGAUGAUGGUGGUGAUGAUGAUGAUGAUGAUGGCAUGGUGAUUUCGGGGUUUGGCUCUGGCGAAGCUUUCGACUCAAGCCUGCCCCCGACUGACGAUGAAGAUUUUUACACCACCUUCUCCCUGGUAACAGAUAAGAUCUUGACCACAUCGGCCUAUGAAGGCAGCUACAAAGUCCUCGCACCCAAGUGGGAGGCCAAGGACUUGAGGCCUAGCAAAGCCUCUGAGGCAGGUAGGACUACACCCUCCUCGCCUUUGCCUGACCUCCGGGGCACGCCGGCGGUCCCCUCGGACAAGCCACCCAAGCUGCCCGCCGGGAAAAUGAACAACCGCGAGGUAAAACCCCCGCAGCCGGACAUAGUCCUGCUGCCCCUGCCCACGACGUUCGAUCUGGACGGCACCAAGCCACGGGGCCCCUUUAUCACCUCGCCCAUGCUGCGCACGGUGCCCGCCCCCUUGCCCACCGUGCCCGGAGUGGUGAGGCGGGUGCCCCCGGGGGCCUCAGAGGUGAUCCGGGAAUCCAGCAGUACCACAGGCAUGGUGGUGGGUAUCGUCUCCGCCGCCGCCCUCUGCAUCCUCAUCCUCCUCUAUGCCAUGUACAAGUACAGGAACAGGGACGAGGGUUCCUACCAGGUGGACGAGACGCGCAACUACAUCAGCAACUCGGCGCAAACCAACGGCGCUGUGGUGAAGGAAAAGACGCCCAGCGGCAGCGCCAAAGGCAGCGCCAGUACCAAGAGACCGAAAGACAAGGACAAGGAAUAUUAUGUAUAGAAAUCAAAAGUCAUUUCCCAACACAUAGAAAGAUAAACUGUUUGGAACACAGUUAUAAACGUUUUGACAGUACCAUAUUGGCAACUGUGAUUUUAAAAAGGAUAAAACCUCUUGAGAAUCCAAGUCUUACUGAGUCACUGAAACAUUUGCAAAAAAAACGUUUGGCUUAUGGAAGCACACUUACUAUUGUAAGCAUUACAGAGAGACAAUGCAGUACAACUUCACCGGGACUCAACGUGGAUCUUUUUAAGGCGAGCCUGCUGGAGACAUUUGGCAGUGUGACAAACAUCCCUCUAAAAUCCACACGACCCCCCCACCCCAAGUGACUGUCAAGAUGAGCGUGAUCCUUCGAGUUCCAACAGCCGUGUCCAUUGUAAACCUGUAAAAUACGAUCUCUGUCGUUUCGGCCAUCCAGAGCAUGCAUGUGAGUGUAUGUGACGUGGUGCUGGCAUCUGUGUAAGUGAGGGACCUCAAGAAACCACGAUUGUCGGGAAAGUUGGACGUCAAAACAUGAUUCGCAUCGCAAACACUUUCAUCAAAUGUAGCUUUCAUGGAGGCGAAACGCGCUGAAGUAUAAAUGGGUACUUACAGCUGUCUUUUAUUUCUUUUUUAUUUAUUCAGUUGGUUAGUUAUUUAUUCAUUUAUUCUAGGUCCUUCUUUUGGAGGGAUGAUGUCCAGUUGGGUGGGGAUGCGAUGCAGUAACGUGUCUCCCUCUCGUCUCGUCGUUAAGGGACGAGCCGCAAACUAAUUCCAGAUGGUGUUCAAGCUUGGAUGAGGGGAUCCGCCUGAAUUGAAAAAUAUCCAAAAGCAUCACUUUUGUCCAGUUUCCAUCCACUUCCUGAGAUGUUCCAAACGCAUUAUCAUAACGUGUGUCCAGCUGAGAUUUUAACUGUCGCAAUCUUAAAAAAGGUCUGGACUAAAGACUUACUCUAGUAUGAACAAGUGAGAUUCUAUCUGUUGUCACAGACAACCGUGUCAAAAACAGCAAAUAUGUUUACAUAUUUUAUUACAUCAUAGCCGUUGUGCUUUGCAGGUCAAUAUUGUACAGAAAAUGAAAGUUUCUGUUGAUUUUUAAAAAAAAGAAAUCAUCCUCUUGUAUAGACGGACCAUUUGAUUUGAUUUUACCGCUUGAGCAACACGACAAAGAAGUGAUUUAUAAUCCUUUCCAGGAACGCCUGGGGAUAAAAAAUGAUGUGCACAGGAACAUUUGUUUAGACAGAGAGCAAAUGUUGUUAGAUUAGACGUCUAGUCUCUCUGGAUAAUGUUCCUCUUCAGUCGCAUGAAUAUUUCACCAGAAGCUGUCAAUCAAUUAGAAAACAACUCCCUCGGAUCUUGUAAAAAAAGGUCUCCUCCUUAUUCUGAAAUGAAUUUCAUGAUGUUAUUUAUUUUUUAUUGGACAUUUUAAGAAACGGAGGAAGAGAAUAAAGACGCAUUAUGAGAGUUAUUAGCACCUUCCUGAUUUACAGGUGUUUUUUUGUUUCCUUUCCUUCUUUUUUUUAAAACUCUGACGUCAAUGUUCUCGUACGCUCAACUCGUCUUUUUGCAUCUGUUUUCUCUGUUUAUUGAGUAGCUUAAUUUCAUGUCUCAUUUUUAUGACAUUCUCUUCCAGCAAUAUUUCGUUUUUUAUGUCAUUAUUUAUUGCUGGUUAUUUGAUCUCAUUUUCAGGUAAAAUCAGUCAGUGUGUAUGUUCACUUUGGUUUUUUGUGUUGUUACUUGGCUUUUUUCGAACAGUUUUAGUGUCUAAUGCUCCUAUGACUCCAAACAAUUCCCACAAAUAAAAAAUGUUGUUCCCAAA